AUGAGUAUGAAUAGGCCACUCAAUGAAGCUGAAAUCCUACAAAUUGUUGAAGAUGAACAGUUCUGGGAGGAUUGUAAUUCCACAGAAAAUUCAGAAGAAGAUGAAAAUAUUUUCGAAGUGCAAGACAGAGUAGCUGCUACUGAAGCUAUGCUAGAUGAAGGAGAUAGGAGUGAACCUGGGGAGAGUGAUCAUGAAGAAAUAAGCGAACAUGACAGUGAUAGCGAACUUGAAUGGCAUGAUAAUGAACAAGAAUCUGAAGGUGCAGAGAGAAAGACUAAAGAAGUUGACGAAUAUAAUCGUCAAGCUUUUUAUGGCAAAGACAAAGCGAAAUGGUCGAAAAAUGCACCAACAAGAGAAGGAGAAAUUGCCGAUCGCAGUUCUCUGCUUCCUUCAUUCAUAAUACAGACCAAGAAGAUAGAGGCUUUCAUUGGUCUGCUCUAUUUAACAGGCAUUCUUAAAUCAGGACAUGAGGAUCUCAGAUCUCUAUGGGCCAAUGAUGGAACGGGCAGAGACAUAUUCAGGUGCACUAUGUCACUUGCAAGGUUUUCUUUCUUGCUCUCCUGUAUUCGAUUCGAUGAUGAUAGUACAAGGAAGGAAAGACUGAAGGAAAACAAGUUGGCCGCAAUAUCUGAGUUAUUUAAUCAAUUCGUCCAUAAUUCAAAGAGUUGUUAUUCUCCUUUUCUACAUUUGACGAUAGAUGAAAUGCUAGUUCCAUUCAGAGGUUGCUGUGGAUUCCGAAUGUUCAUGCCAAGUAAGCCUGCUAAAUAUGGGAUCAAGAUACAGGUUUUAGCAGAUGCAAAAACACAUUACAUGGUGAACACGGAAAUAUAUUGUGGAAAACAGACACCAAGUAAGGCUUGUUUGGAAAAAGGAGAGAAACUAUCCCUUCCAACACAAGUGGUUAUGAGGUUGAUUGAACCUGUGAAAGGGUCCAAUAGAAAUAUAACUACCGAUAAUUGGUACACCUCAUUAGAACUUGCAAAUGCCCUGAAAAAAGAGAAGUUGACGUUAGUAGGUACUUUGAGGAAAAAUAAAGCUUUCAUUCCACCAGAAUUUCUACCGUCCAGAGGAAAGGAAAUUGGAAGCUCCCUAUUUGGGUUCACUUCUGAUUUGACGAUUGUUGCUCAUGUUCCGAAGAAAAACAAAUCUGUGAUUUUAUUAUCCUCUAUGCACUCAGAUGAUAAAGUUGAUGAAAAAAGCAAGAAGCCAGAUAUUAUAUUAUUUUACAACAGUACGAAGGCUGGCGUAGACGCAUUAGAUCAAAAAUGCGCAAACUACAGUACAUCAAGAAGAACUCGCAGAUGGCCAAUGGCAAUAUUUCACAUGAUUUUGAAUGUUUCUGGAGUGAAUGCCAGAGUUCUUUAUCAGCUUUCACCCACCGGAAAGGAACUAACGAGAAUAGACUUCCUGAAAACAUUAGCCAAGGAGUUGUGUAGAUCACAUGUAGUAACCAGGAUAUCUAACCCUAAGAUAUCACUCAAACUUCGAAAUUUAGCAGCGAACAUAUUUGAUUUUGAGAUUUCCCAUCCACUAGAGCCUCAGCCUCGGGUAGGAACUUCGAAAAGAAAGAGAUGUGCCAUUUGUCCAUCGAAAAAAAAACACCUUCUGUUCGAUGUGUAA
Harmonia axyridis is the source of this 1620-nucleotide messenger RNA. RefSeq names its product piggyBac transposable element-derived protein 3-like. Lineage: Eukaryota; Metazoa; Arthropoda; Insecta; Coleoptera; Coccinellidae. The record is from RefSeq and is a predicted model, not a curated record. The transcript is spliced from 3 exons. The coding region runs from base 1 to 1620 and encodes 539 amino acids.